This is a messenger RNA of Pimephales promelas (fathead minnow), 2072 nucleotides long. The record is from RefSeq and is a predicted model, not a curated record. NCBI's taxonomy places the organism in Eukaryota, Metazoa, Chordata, Actinopteri, Cypriniformes, Leuciscidae.
UUAAGCACGGUUUGGAUACUUGAUACACAGAUACUUGCCUGACCGUCUGGUUGGUCAGUGCCUUCCAGUGUUUUUAUUGUCUCUCAGAAAUAAAAGACACCCCUUUAUCACUGAGCACACACAAAGAGUAGAUCAUCUGUGUAGAAAUGAAGGCUGCCGUCGCCGUGGUCCUGUUUUUGAGUCUCUUUUUUAGACUGAGCUUCAGUGUCUACAGAAAACACUUCUUUGUCAAUAGAUUCAUGACCUGGAAAGAUGCACAAAAGUACUGCAGAGAAUACCAUGAUGAUCUGUCCACUGUCACUAAAGAAGAGGCACAACUGCUCUCUAAUAAUACAGGAAUCAUUUAUGAAUAUUUUUGGAUUGGACUGCACAUGAGUCCUAACAACCGAGAACAAUGGAUUUGGUCUGGAGGUGAGGAUGAAAACAUCAACAAUUGGGACAUUGGAGAACCAAACCUCCUAGAGACUGAAAAGUGUGGUGUUGUAAGAAGAUUUAAUUCUAAACUGCACAAUGCUCUGUGCUCACGGACUCGACCAUUUUACUGUAUGAAUGUCUUUGAGCUCAUUCUGGUGCGUCAGAAUAAGACGUGGGAUGAAGCCCUGGACUACUGCAGACAGAACUACACUGACCUGGCGAGUCUAAGAUCUCAGAGGAUUAUGGCAGAGGCGAUAAAUAACACUAUAACAUCUCAGACAGCUUAUGUGUGGACUGGACUGCGCUUUAUGGCUGGUCAUUGGUUCUGGGUCAGUGGUGAUGAUCUUCAAUAUAAAGCCUGGUCUGUGGAGGGGGAGCUCCAGUGUCCUGCCCGAAAUCUGCGCUGUGGAGCUCUGGAUAGACAAAAUAAUGUUUGGAGACCCAAUAAUUGUGAGGAUAAACUGAACUUUCUCUGUCGUAAAAAGCUAUAAAUGUGUUUCAUGUUGCAAUAUACAUCCAUUUCUUCAUGUAGGCCUAUAUAUGAAAUUGAUUCUUUUAUAAAUCAUGACUAUAUAGAAGUCUAUUGCUUUACAGUAGGGUAUGUAUGGUUGUUAAAAAUAAUGGAUUUUUAACCUUUCAUUUUAGUCGUGUCAACAUGUACAUUGUCUUGUAAAACAAUGUUAAGCUGAUGUUUAAGAUCUUUUAUGAGCUUGCAGAUACAUUAUAAAACACUAUUGUAAAAAUACAAGAUUUAGAUUCAUAGUUACAUUUUAAUAGCCAUGUUAAAAAGCUAUGUAAAACGAUCAUGCUUUGUUGUUUUUAAACUCAAUGAUAUUUUCACGUAGCCUAUAUCGUACGGAUUAACCAACGGGUCUAGGACUAACCAGGCUGUAGUGUAUCAGAUUGAAUGUCUUUAUAACCAUGCCUUGAAAAGUUUAGGAAGCAAAUAAGAUAUAUUAUUGUAAAUAUAAGAUUCUAAGUUUUGCUCAUUUUGUUUGUUUCCAUUAUGUAGAUCCACCAGAGCGGCUUCUAGCAGCGAUUGUAAAAUUUUAUUCUGUAAAACAUCUUUUGCUCAGACUGCUGUAAGGCUGAAAAAAACUGGUUGUAGAGAAAAUAUCCGACCAGUGGUCUAUGAAACAAAAGGAUCUUGUUGGAAAUUAACAUUUGACCCCCUACCCCCCUUCCUUUGAGCACCUUAUCUAUAUUUCUCUCUCUCUCAAAACUCACACAAGAAUAUAUGGUUUUAAUGUGAAUGGUUAUCUUUAAGGAUUGUGUUUAGUAUCAUUAUAAAGGUCUCUGGGUGACUGGUACUUAUGUCUCAUUACCAAAGAAGUAAAUCAAAUGGUAAUAAAGUUCUUAAGAAUAUAGAAAUAUCUUGCACACGUGUCCGAGUUAACACUUUCUGACCAUUUGUCUGAAUGCAAAUUACCACUAGCAAAUGGUUACCCACAGGUAAAUUUCCACUGGAAACCCAUGCUUAGAUAUGAAAUGAGGCCUGUCUAUAUAAGGAAAAUGGAAUAAGAGCUCAGGGCUGUUUCUGUAUCAGAUCAGCCCAUGAUGCUGUGUCGUUGUCUCAUAAUAAAGGAUUUUCCUCUUUGUUCUAGAACAUUUGAUGAUUUGCAUUGGAAUUGUGGCAUUCGUGGAAUUGUAAUAAUACA